ACAGUGAAAGAUUGGCGGAGGUUCUCAACAACCACGGUCAAAUAAAUGUCCAUCCUAAAUUUACUGUAUUCAAUAGUAAAUCCUUAGGUAAAAGACGAGCCGACGCAAUUUAUGAUGGUAAUCGUGCCUUGGUAUGUAUUUAUGUCAUUAAUAGUUAAAAUAUAUACUCACUUUCCAGUCUUAUGUAGAGUCCUAAACCUCGUAUGAUUAUACCCGUAAAAAACGUAUUCAUAUGGCUAUUUUUAAUAUUCGUUUCAUUUUUAUGUAGGCUGAAUUUGAAGUGGCUGAGGGCUUCAACCGUUACCAGAUGUCAAUGCCAUCAGUACACGCUGAGCACCCUUAAGCACCUGUCCAAAGGGAAGCACCUGUCGAAAGGGAAGCAUCUGUCCAAAGUCAAGCACCUGUCCAAAGUCAGGCACCUGUCGAAAGGGAAGCAUCUGUCCAAAGUCAAGCUUCUAUCCAAAGUCAAGCUUCUGUCCAAAGUCAAGCUUCUAUCCAAAGUCAAGCUUCUAUCCAAAGUCAGGCUUCUGUCCAAAGUCAAGCUUCUGUCCAAAGUCCAGAUGAUGUAAAUAAUCAAAGAUUGGCGGAUGUUCUAAAUAACCACGGCCAAAUAAAUGUGCAUCCCAAAUUUGCUGUAUUUAACAGUAAAUCAGUAUGUAUUAAUAGUAUAUGGCAAGUUCAUAGGUAUCU
Molecule: messenger RNA, 690 nt
Organism: Mucor mucedo
Lineage: Eukaryota; Fungi; Mucoromycota; Mucoromycetes; Mucorales; Mucoraceae
Exons: 2
Coding region: 204-569 (121 amino acids)
Source: RefSeq, a predicted model, not a curated record